This is a messenger RNA of Brassica oleracea var. oleracea, 333 nucleotides long. RefSeq names its product protein transport protein yif1-like. The transcript has 4 exons. Gene Ontology annotation, biological process: endoplasmic reticulum to Golgi vesicle-mediated transport. The record is from RefSeq and is a predicted model, not a curated record. NCBI's taxonomy places the organism in Eukaryota, Viridiplantae, Streptophyta, Magnoliopsida, Brassicales, Brassicaceae. The coding region runs from base 1 to 333 and encodes 110 amino acids. Gene Ontology annotation, cellular component: COPII-coated ER to Golgi transport vesicle; endoplasmic reticulum-Golgi intermediate compartment; Golgi membrane.
AUGAGUCAUGGAGAGGCAGAGAGAUGUACGUAUGGGGAGAGGAUUCUAGGAUCAAGCUCUGAGUAUGUGCAGAGCAAUAUUACUCGUUACUUCUUUGAUCCUCGAUACUAUUUCCAAGUGAAUGAUCAGUAUGUUAGGAACAAACUCAAGGUUGUUCUGUUUCCUUUCCUUCACCGGAGACAUUGGACUAGAAUCUCUGAACCAGUUGGGGGUAGGCUCUCAUACAAGCCUCCCAUCUAUGAUAUCAAUGCGCCAGACUUGUACAUUCCCUUUAUGGCAUUUGGUACGUACGUUGUUCUUGCUGAUCUUUCACCGAGGCUUAAUGGAAAGUAA